CGGAUUAGAUUCUAUAACCGUUAUCAAUGGACCUUGUGGUUCCCUGCAUCCCCUGUGCUUCACUCCACCGGCAACUCUCUUCUCCUAAACGCAGCAUUUUUCCUUCCAUUUCCUUCAAAUGCCGACGGAAAACCACGUCAGAGCUCCGGACGCCGGUGAGCGUUACCAUCCCAAACGGCAACCUUUCUCCUCCUUCAAUUCUCACUCAUAAAGUCACUGUCCACGACAGAAAACAAGGUGUCGUUCACGAAUUUCUUGUUCCUGAGGACCAGUACAUAUUACAUACGGCUGAAUCCCAAAACAUUGCACUUCCAUUCGCUUGCAGGCACGGUUGCUGUACUAGCUGCGCCGUACGUGUAAAGUCUGGAGAAAUCAGACAGCCUGAAGCUCUUGGGAUAUCUGCUGAAUUGAAAGCAAAGGGAUAUGCACUUCUAUGUGUGGGGUUUCCGUCGUCUGAUCUUGAAGUGGAAACACAAGAUGAGGAUGAGGUGUACUGGCUUCAAUUUGGAAGAUAUUUUGCUCGAGGACCAAUUGUAAGCCCUGACUUCCGAAAAAAAUUGUACAUACUAAUAUGCAACAAGUAGUAGUUAAAGACAAAAGCGUGUUAUUGAAGUGGAAAAGGAGCUGAGCUGAUGCACAGCUAUUGUUUCUUCAGGAUUUUAAUGCUUAAUUCUCAUAACUUUUUUAAGUGAUCUUAAAAUUCUAUGUGUUGAACGUUGGCAGGAAAGGGAUGACUAUGCAUUGGAGAUAGCCAUGGGUGAUGAAUAAGCUGAAGUUGAGCAUAAACCAUGUAAAGCUCGCUGCGGAUUCCUUAUUUUGCCAUUUUAUAACAAUGUUUCCAAUUUUACCCCCACUAAAGUACCAUGAUUAUGACUCAGUGAAUUGGACGUUGUUGACUUCUUAAGUUACAUGUGUGAAUUUCUUCAAUUUAUAUUUUCUUUGUGCCAAUUUAUCAUUUUCAGCAGUUUUGUUGCCAUACUACAUAAGGUCGCAGUUAAUUAUAUCUGUCAUAAUCCAUAAUAGAUCAUUUGCAUGUACAUAACCUUUCUAAUGGUUCUUGGUACAGUAAUCUCGACAUAGCCAGCAUCUUCAAAGUGAGGAUAGAUUGGGAGUGAGAGAUAAUGCAAGGUUGUCCAAGUGUAUGCUGAAGCUGUUGUUGUUUGAAGAAAUUCCAACGAUGUGUAAGCCAUCUGAGAUUCCGCCGGCUAUGCCAGUUGGAGGCUCCACCUGAUCUUUUCAUAAUUUGGACCGCCAUUUAUUAGGAAAAUGCUGAACAAAGUACCCUGAAUCGUGAAUUCCACCCAUUGACACUGAGCACAUUUUCUAGACAACUAUAACCUUCAAGAAAUGGAGGAAAACAAUCUUCAAGAAAUGAAGGCGGAAUCCAUAUUUCAAGUUUUUGAUACAACCACCAAAAAGUCUUACUAUGGCCCUCCAAUUGUGUUUGUUCUAAUGAAAAUUUGUUGAUUAUGAUCCAUUAAAAUAAGUUUUUGCCCUUUUUAUGUCCUCUGAUC
Durio zibethinus is the source of this 1514-nucleotide messenger RNA. NCBI's taxonomy places the organism in Eukaryota, Viridiplantae, Streptophyta, Magnoliopsida, Malvales, Malvaceae. The record is from RefSeq and is a predicted model, not a curated record.